Messenger RNA from Cynoglossus semilaevis (tongue sole), 2632 nucleotides. Its product is annotated as sushi domain-containing protein 6. Gene Ontology annotation, biological process: DNA damage response. Bases 185 to 970 code for a protein of 261 amino acids. Lineage: Eukaryota; Metazoa; Chordata; Actinopteri; Pleuronectiformes; Cynoglossidae. The record is from RefSeq and is a predicted model, not a curated record. The transcript has 5 exons.
CAGCUGCUGAAAAGCUUCCACUUGUUGCUGAGCGCCAGCAGCGGCCGUCGGAGAAACACUCAGCUCUGUCCAUCUCUCUGCCGAUGUUACAUCUGUCCGUGAACACAUCACCGGGAUUCUUCUCCGCUUCAACGCAGGCGUAAACUCUACUGCUGUGUUCACGGUUUCCAGGAACAUCGGGUUCAUGUCGACGUCAGUCCUGCGUCCAGGGUCAUGUGGACGUGUCAGUGUGAUCUGUGGACUCCACCUCCUGCUCCUCAUGGCCUCUUCACCACUCCUCACUGCAGGCAGGCUGAAUAACUGCACUCACCCUCUGGUACCAGAGCAUGGAGGUUUCCGCUGUGAUCCGUCUCCGUGCCGAGGUUUCCCACCGAAGACUUCGCUUCACUUCUUCUGUGAGCCUGGUUACCACAUCACCAAGGCCCGAGUGUCCAGGUGCCGGCAGGGCACGUGGCAGCCCCCGAUUCCUGCUUGUAUUCCCGUUAGAGAAUUUAGAAAAAUAAACGUGGAAGACAGAUCACAUGACUCGAUGCCCAGCAUGGCGACGACGGCGGUGGGCGUGUCCAUCUUCCUCCUCACCACCACUGCCUGCCUUGUUAUCAAGUCCCGCCUCUACCCCUGUCACUCACAUGGUCGACGUUCCUCUGACCAGCUGGACCUGAUGGUGGAUGGACUUCCUGUCUCUCUCCCCACCUACGAGGAGGCGGUGUACGGCAGCUGGGGUCAGCGGCUCCCGCCCUGCUCAGCGCCAGGACCCACUCAGCUCCUCAUGGCCCAGGAGGCUCCAGUGUCUCAGGAGUUGUCUCUCAGCCAUCAGUGCGAUGGCAGUUACAGCCCCCUCCUGUCCUCCCAAAGCCCAGACAACCCACCGCCUCCUCCUUACGAGGAGGUGCAGCCAUCACGACCCGGAGACAGGAUCAGUGAUGGAGGCGUGCGGCUUCUUCGUGUCAGUGACGACAAAGACACCUGAUUAACCGACUGUCAGGUUCUACCCAGACUACACCUCUGACCCAAGGCCUGCAGCUGCCCACAGUCGACAGUACGAUCUGACUGACAGUUGAAGCGCUGUAGUGUUUGCACAUCACACGAUGACUGAAAACCUAAAAACUCCUGUGCUGCCGGCACUUUCUCUGGUCGUCCGCAGCUCAUCCAGAGUCAGGACGCUCUGUCCGGUCAUAUGCUAUUUUAGAAGAAACAGAUGAGCUCUGAUUGACAUCAGUCAGGACUGUGGUGAAUUGUACAGCAGAAGGAGGGACUUCCUGUGAACACAUUGUUUUUCUCUCAGAUCCCUCUGUCUUGUGUCGAUUAACAAAAUCAAAUGGAUGGAGUGGCCUGUAUGGAUGGACUGCACCCGUCAAGUUUUAAAGGCUCCAUUUUUAAAGGCAGAUUGCUCAAAAUAUCAUUACAAAUGUCAUGCAACACCGAUCGGUUUCCUAUAAGACACCUUUACAUGUGUUUAUCUCACUUAUUGUACAUUUUCUUUCCCCUUGUUCUUCGAUCGUGUUUCUACUCCGUGCUCCGACACAGUGUCUGGGUUGUUGUCUGAGACGCCGUCUCUUUAGGCUGUGACGUCUUACUUCAGCAAAAAGCUGGACUUCAGUUUUGAUGGUCUACUUCUGUUUUCCUAAUACAAAAUAUAGGCCAAAAUAAGUCUGUAAGUCUACAACACCAGAAAUGGCUGAAUUAAUAUUAUUGUUAUUCUAUUUUUAUUUAUUACACAGUUAAAAGGCUCAUUUCUGGUAAUUAUACUGGAAGUGAUAUAAAAAAGUGGUAUGAGUUUAUGUUUAUAUUCAAAAUAAUAUACUAUUUUUCCCCAAUGUCCAAGAGAGUCAGGUACUGUACUGUGGUGUAUCAUGAAACAGGUCAGUGUUGGCUCUUUCAAAAUACCAUUCACUUAGUUAAACACACACACAAAACGCAACACAUUAGUAUGAGUUUUCAGAGUCGUGAGACGUGGUCUGUUUCCCGUCAGAGCUGGGGUUGAUUUUCUACAUGAAGAGACCAUUGUUUCCAGGGCAACCUUGUUUUACUCCAUUUCUAAUUGUGACUCCUGCGCAGCAGCAGCAGCAGCAGCAGCAGCAGCAUUGGUCCUCUCAUUUAAAAUGUGUGGCUUGAACACUGACAAAAUGUGUUUAUUGUCAAAAUCAAAUUGACGUACAGUCGUAGAGGUUUUAGGACUGAUUUGAAGCAUGAUUGUGAAAUACACACACACACACACACACAUAAAAACAGAUUCACGGGUUAAAUUGUCAGUGUUGAUGUGCUGACUGCAGUUUCUGUAUUUUUUUUUACCUCCUCUGACCAUGAAUGUAACAUAUGUUUUCCUGAUGGUUAUAUAAUGUAUUGAUUUUAUGAUGAUUUUACUGUGUUUUAUAAUGAUAUUGCACAAUUGUGAAUAAUUAUUAAGAUGUUUCCGUCAAAGUUUGUCACGUUAUUUGGGCUCUGCUCUAAUUUGCUUUGAUCGGCUGAAUAUUAACACCAGAAUUAUUGAGCUUAAGUUUGUUUCCUACGUUCCCGUUUUCUUUCAGGGAUUUAGACUUUUUUAUGUUUUAACUUUUAAAACUUUUAUUACAUAAAUCAUACAUCUUGUCGUUAACAAAAAAUAUCCUUAAAAAUACAAACCAAACAGAGA